Molecule: messenger RNA, 723 nt
Organism: Nomascus leucogenys (northern white-cheeked gibbon)
Lineage: Eukaryota; Metazoa; Chordata; Mammalia; Primates; Hylobatidae
Product: 60S ribosomal protein L15-like
Exons: 2
Coding region: 1-516 (171 amino acids)
Biological process (GO): cytoplasmic translation
Cellular component (GO): ribosome; cytosolic large ribosomal subunit
Molecular function (GO): RNA binding; structural constituent of ribosome
Source: RefSeq, a predicted model, not a curated record
AUGGGUGCAUACAAGUAUAUCCAGGAGCUAUGGAGAAAAAGGCAGUCUGAUGUCAUGUGCUUUCUUCUGAGGGUCCGCUGCUGGCAGUACCGCCAGCUCUCCGCUCUCCACAGGGCUCCCCGCCUCACCUGGCCUGAUAAAGCGCGCCGACUGGGCUACAAGGCCAAGCAAGGUUACGUUAUAUAUAGGAUUCGUGUUCACCGUGGUGGCCGAAAAUGCCCAGUUCCUAAGGGUGCAACUUACGGCAAGCCUGUCCAUCAUGGUGUUAACCAGCUAAAGUUUGCUCGAAGCCUUCAGUCCGUUGCAGAGGAGCGAGCUGGACUUCACUGUGGGGCUCUGAGAGUCUUGAAUUCUUACGGGGUUGUCCACAAGCACAGGGAGAUGCGUGGGCUGACAUCUGCAGGCCGAAAGAGCCGUGGCCUUGGAAACGGCCAUAAGUUCCACCACACUAUUGGUGGUUCUCGCCGGGCAGCUUGGAGAAGGCGCAAUACUCUCCAGCUCCACCGUUACCGCUGAUAUAAGUAAAGUUUGUAAAAUUCAUACCUAAUAAACAAUUUAGGACAGUCAUGUCUGCUUACAGGUGUUGUCUGUUAAAACUAGUCUGCAGAUGUUUCUUGAAUGCUUUGUCAAAUUAAGAAAGUUAAAGUGCAAUAAUGUUUGAAGACAAUAAGUGGUGGUGUAUCUUGUUUCUAAUAAGAUAAACUUUUUUGUCUUUGCUUUAUC